AUGUCCGUAACCACCAAUAAGAAGGGCAAUCGAGUCGUCUACCAUUACUGGGACUACUCCUUCGAAUGGACCCCGCAGCAUCGUCCUGGCAGCGAACUAGAACCCUGGAUCCGAACCUGCGACACCCUAGCCGAUGAAGCCAACGAGGUACUUGACAGUUUACCGGCUUCUUCAGAAGAUCCCACAAAACGGGAUAGAUACGCACUGCUGAGGGAUAACCAUGCUCAAAACCCUAAGCUGGAAGAACUCUGGAAUCAAAUCAAUACCGUGCCGGAAUGGGUGGAUUGGGAGCAGAUCCAGCGUGGCCAGGAUAUCUUCUGGCGGCACUUGGUGCCUGUCACAAAUGCUUUGACAUUCGUUAGCCUUUUAGGCGGAAUGGGUGCUAUCCGCGUUGGUGAAGUUUUGACCCGAACAGGCGGCUUCAGCGCAAAAGUCGUCCGCUGGCGCCUCCUCGAAACAGUCCAGCACACAAUCCAAGUGAACAAAAGCGCCGAGGCCCUGAAGCCAGGCGGAGAGGGCCACCUCGCCUCCGUGCGCGUCAGACUCUUACACUCCGCUGUGCGUCGGAAAAUCAUGAGUCUCGUGGAACAGGAUCCCACAUAUUAUGACGCCGGGCGCUACGGCCUUCCCAUCAAUGACCUGGAUUCAUUCGCGACGAUAAACACAUUCAGUAGCACGGUGAUUUGGCUGGGUCUUCCGCGGCAGGGGAUUCAUUUGACUCCACAAGAAGAGGAGGAUUACAUUGCAGUUUGGCGGCUGGUGGCGUGGUAUAUGGGGGCGCCGACGGAGCCGUUCGAGAGUGCGGCAAAAGCGAAGGUUGUAUCGGAGUCGCUGCUGGUUAACGAGUUUGAUCCGACGGACACGGGCAGAAUCCUGGCGAGGAAUAUUGCGAUUGGACUGGAGAACACGGCCCCGAUAUACGCGUCUCUGGAGUACAUGGAUGCAUUGACAAGAUUGCUGAAUGGGGAUCAGCUGUCGGAUGAGUUACAAAUUCCGAAGACUAGUCUCUAUUACCGAGUGCUUAUUUGGGGGUAUUGCUUCUGGGUGAAGGUGCAGAGCAAGACGAUUCCGUUGAUUCCAGCUGUUGAUCGACAUGUUAUCGAGAACCGCAAGAAAAUGUUCUGGAAACACCUCAUGGACGAGAAAGACGGUCUUGGGAAAGAAACAGUGUUCGACUUCAAAUACAUUCCAACGCUAAAGAGAAGAACAAGGCUGGGGGAGCGGAAGAGGUAUUUCUUCAAGAAGCCAGGUGUAGAGAUCCUCUCGUAUCUAGGGCUUCUCUCUGCAUUUGCAACCACAGUCGGGUUUAGUACAGGGCUCUAUUUGGUCAUUACCGGGGCUUUCCCAGAGACUCGUGUAGUAAUACCCCGUCUCCUGCGGGCUCUCAGGGAUCGGUUGGCGAUGCUACCUGUUGGAGCACUUACAGUGCCGGAGCUUGUUAAGGGGUUGCGAGGAAUAUUUUCAUUGUGAAAGGGAUUUUUUUGGACGUAUAAGACCGGUCUAUAGAUAAUAAAAAGACUACAUGGUAGUGGUC
This is a messenger RNA of Aspergillus nidulans FGSC A4, 1534 nucleotides long. RefSeq names its product oxygenase MpaB family protein. Bases 1 to 1470 code for a protein of 489 amino acids. Gene Ontology annotation, molecular function: oxidoreductase activity. NCBI's taxonomy places the organism in Eukaryota, Fungi, Ascomycota, Eurotiomycetes, Eurotiales, Aspergillaceae. The transcript is spliced from 4 exons. The record is from RefSeq and is a predicted model, not a curated record.